Leptosia nina is the source of this 3990-nucleotide messenger RNA. The record is from the annotation of a GenBank genome assembly. Lineage: Eukaryota; Metazoa; Arthropoda; Insecta; Lepidoptera; Pieridae.
AUGCAUAAUAGACACUUCCGGUUGCAUUCACAAGCUCAAGGACGCACCCAGUCUACUGUCUCCACCCCACUUCCGUUAAAUCAGGAUUCAGGGACAAAGGUCGGGACGGGACGCAAAAUCAAAAUAUUAUUAGUUGGUAGAGGGACUCGUUGCGUUGACAGCGACAGCGGUCGGGGGGCGCUAGCAGCGCAAACCCCUCCACCCGCCGUCUCCCCGCAUCACACCCGUACCGGAGCGAGAGGCGAAUGCUCGGAAGCAGGAGGGGUGGGUGGCGGGGCUGGCAGCGGUGGGCUGCUGGCCAUGAACGCCACCCAGGUCCAGUGCGAGCCACAUGACUCCGUCGUACUUAUUAAAUAUGAACAUCGGUCAGCCGGUGGCAGCUGGGAGGAGCCAGUCAGCGCGGUGCGAAACGCGCCGCUGCGCCGCUCGCAACGGCUCAACUCCACGUUGGACUCGAGAAGCAGCGGUCAGCUUCGAAAUACACUGAGUCGUGCGCGUGAGUUGUGCGAGCGAUGGCGCAGCGGAAGCAGUACGCCGUCACCGCCGACUCCCGCGCCAGAAGACGAAGGCGGGGGGAGGCUGGCGAGGUGGUUCAGCGUGAGACGUGGUUCCACACACCAAUAUGACAUGCACACGCACGAGACGGACAAGAUGCCUAAGCUGCCCGAGCUGGAGGAGGAUAUGUUCUCCUGCGGUGGCGAGCUGCGUGGCGGUCGAAUACCACCACCGGCCCUCGGACCGCCACCAGAAUCCCUAACGCCAGUUCAGCUACGGCGACGCCAUGUGGUGGCAGCUAUUAUUCACAGCGAAAACUCAUACGUAGCGACGUUACAACGACUUAUUAAUGACUACAAGAAGCCGUUGGAGGAGAGCAGCCCAGCCAUCCUCAACGCUGGCAAGAUACAGACGCUGUUCCACCGGCUGCCGGACAUCCUGCAGUGCCAUUUGCACUUCCGCACCGCUCUAGCCGACUGCGCGCGUACGUGGGACCGCGACGAAAAGAUAGGCGAGGUCUUCCUGAACGCGUUCUCAAAGGCCGUGGUGCUGGAUGUGUAUUCGGACUUCAUAAACAACUUCUCUGUGGCGAUGGAAUUGGCGAAGAUGGAGUCGAAGCGGAAAUCGGCGCUGGCAGACUUUUUUAAAGUGAAGCAGAUCAGCGCACACGACAGGCUCUCGUUCUUCGGUCUCAUGGUGAAGCCGGUGCAACGGUUUCCACAGUUCAUUAUGUUCUUGCAGGAUCUCUUAAAACACACGCCUCCAGGUCACGCGGACCGCGUCUCCUUACAACGUGCUCUGACGAGGCUGGAGGCGUUGGCUGAGGCCCUCAACGAGAGGAAACGGGAAGCUGAAAGGACUCAGGCAUUCCGUGGCGCUCUACGGCGUCUUACUCGCGGCGGUAUGACAGGGGCGGGGGGCGCGGGCGGAGCGGCGAGGUUCGGAGCAGCCAGGCUGCUGGCUUCCAGAGCGGAUAAGCGACAUCUCUUGAGACAGGACGAUCUCCUACAAUUGGAGUUUAAUCAAUCAGGAACACUGACAAAGUGCAAGCCUCGUCGUUUGUUAUUGUUAAAUGACUUAGUCGUGUGUGUGUCUGUGGGCGCGGGUGGCGAGGAAGCGGAGAGACUUGGACUGAAGUGGGCGCAUCCCGUGCAAGAUGUUGAAGUACUAGACACCGGUACAUCACCGACGCUCAGUAGAGUACUAGCGCAAGGUAUGAAUCGCAGUGGAAGUCUACGCUCAAAUUCAAGUGGUACUGGUAGCACAUCCACGGGCGAUUCUCUUUGUAACGAAAUGUCAGCUCUGAUGCACGAUUACGAGACCGUAUCCAGAAUGGCGGAUCUGGCUGCCUCGUUAAAGACGCCGUACCCAGAAGUUGCCCCAGAUGUGUUUAGGACGCUUCUGCAGAACAUUCAGCAGAGUAUACAGAAAAAAGACGACGAAAUGGCGUGGGUAGAUUCCUGUUGCCUACAACUAACGAUACGUGGACGAGAAGAGCCAAUAACGUUCCGAGCUAAUGAACCGGGAGCGAGACGUGCAUGGGCCACUGAGUUACGUCUGGCGCAGUUGGCUCAGGCGAGAGCUAAUUGCCCCGCGUGGCGUCUCCCAGCUAGCACCACACCACCACACAAAAUGCCUCUAUAUGUAGCCGCUGCACCCGUUUAUUCUUCCAAUAAUUUAACUGAGGUAAAAUGCGGCUGCUUCUAUACGUCGAGCGGGUGCGCAAGCGGCGGCGCCAGGCGUCGUGCCCGCUCGUUGCUAUGGGUGUGCGCUGGUAGCAACACCAAUAGCCAUGUAGCAGUAUUAACACAUCGAGCUGCUACGCUCAAGACGCUUGUUACACUUGACUUACCUGAUAUUAAGGUGUCAUCAAUAGAAUACGCAAAAGGCGUAAGACAAGUGACCACACUGUGCGGCGACACAGUGUGGCUCGGCACUGAGGACAAAAAGAUCAUAAUAUUUUCCGGCGUUGAGCCCGAGAAGCAGGAAAAACUCAGCGAGGUGCCCACCGUUGCAGCUGUCACCCAGAUACGCUACCACUGCGACUCCAUGUUCGUGGGACUCGCUAAUGGAAGGAUAUCUGUAUUCAGAAGAAACCACGACGACUCGUGGGCGCUACAGGAGCCCAUCGCGAUAGAACUAGGAGACAAACCUGUACAUUGCAUACUACCAGUUGACGGUAUCAUCUAUGCGACGUGUGCGAAACGUGUCUUCGCUAUCAACGCUUUGACAGCAGAAAUCAUGCGCAUCAUAGAACUGAAGGGAGAAGGUGACCGCUCAGUAAAAUAUUUGGCACACUCCGGUGUAGGUUUAUGGGCGGCGUUCUCCGACUCGACCUAUGUUAGUCUAUACCACACGGAGACGCUGGAACAUCUCCAGAAUAUUGACAUAGCCGCUGAUGUGGCCAAAACCAUCGGUGCUAGGGAGGGAAGCAAGCCAGCCCACGUAUCAGCGUUACUCGCAGUCCAAGGGCUUCUAUGGGUGGGUACGACUGCCGGUGUCAGUGUGACUGUGCCGUUACCAAAGCUUGAAGGCUUACCCUUGAUCGGUGGCCACAUAGCUGUCUCGUAUCACGCUCACGCCGGACCAGUAACAUUCCUUCUAGCGUUGAACCCGGAAACAAAAGACGUUGACGUCAACUUGGUCAGACGGAACCUGUCCAACGCCCGGGCGCUGGCGGACACCGUCCACGAGUUCAAAGAAGACGGCAAAGAUGACGACAAGCAUAAGCUCGAGCGCCGUAUAUCCGAAGAGUUGAGUCCAUAUAGGCCACAACGCGUUCAAUCAGCUGUGAUACGACGAAAGAAACCCGGCGACGUGCGUCUGAGCAAAACCUUACCAAAAUGCGCUAAUCUGAACGCGUGUGAUGUCUAUGGCUUGUUCGGUGAUCUAAUGUUUGUAAAGGACUGCGUGGGUGAAGCUGAUGUUAGUGGAGCUGGUGGUGAAUCGUUAAGGCGGAGCGAUCCCGAAUUAGCGGCUAUUCCCUUCAGAGUCAGCACUUUAGAUAGGCGUCUACGGAUGAGAGCUGGACGGCCAAGAAGUUUAGAUUUGUCCAGCUGGUCGGUGGAUUCUCGGGCUUCGAGUCUCUGUACGUCGUCGGGGAGCGAAGAAUCCAUGGCAUUACGUGGCGUGUCCAGAACUAGUUCGGGAGCUUCAGGCGCAGCUAGCUUAGUUCCGUUGGCCGUGUCGACCCCAGACUCCUCUUCAGGGAAAUCAAGUGCUUCGGAACGGUCGAUAUCUCGUAGUGACUCAGCGAACGCCCCAUCUCCAGACAUCCGUCCCAAUAAGAAAAACGAGAGGAACGCUGUGAGGAGUCUACGUGGGGCUGAUUAUAUUGUCGGGGAGAGUACUUCUCGCAGGUCCAUAGUAACGAUAAUGGGAGGUCGGGGUUAUGUGGAUUGGAGGCAAACAGCUGACGCGUCGGAACGCCCCGCCCCUGCUGCGGAUCCUAAUCCCAAAGACGCACAUCUUAUUAUGUGGGAGAUGCGCUUGUAA